Bursaphelenchus xylophilus (pine wood nematode) is the source of this 864-nucleotide messenger RNA. Lineage: Eukaryota; Metazoa; Nematoda; Chromadorea; Rhabditida; Aphelenchoididae. The record is from the annotation of a GenBank genome assembly.
AUGACCAAACUCUUGGUGACGCUCGCCUCGAGCACGGCCGGGGUUUUUAUCCUGGCCUACUUGGCAACGAUGGUCUACAUCUACCAGGACAUGAACUCGCUCUACGCCGACAUCAUGAGUGAUAUGAUUGAAUUCCGAAACAAUGCGGACGACGCCUGGAAAGGGAUGUAUGUUCUAUCGUCUUCGUCUUCGGAGAGGAUAAAGAGAAAUGCCGGCUGUGCUUGCCAGCGGAACAACUGCCCUCCAGGACCACCUGGCGCAGCCGGAGAGAAGGGUGAGAGAGGCGAAGAUGGGGAGAACGGAAAGAAAGGCAGACCGGGAGCACCUGGAAUAGCGCUGAUUGGCGACUUCCCCAAGAAAGGAGGCUGUAUCCAAUGUCCUCCGGGAAGAACUGGACCUCCAGGCUUGCCGGGGCCCGUGGGACUGCCCGGACCAAAUGGAUAUCCCGGCCUGAGAGGUCAGCCCGGCAUUGAUGCCUAUCAAGGACCACCUGGACCAGAGGGAGAUGCAGGGCCGGAGGGAGAAAGAGGAACACCGGGAAGACCUGGAAUCCAUGGAUUGGAUGGGACCAGGGCGGUGCCACAACUGGGUCCCCCAGGUCCUAUUGGCCCUCAGGGCUUGCCUGGACAUCCAGGAAGACAAGGCAACUAUGCUGUACCCGGAGAACAAGGGCCUCCAGGAGAAGAAGGGCCAAUUGGAGAACCCGGUCUAGAUGGACGAGAUGGUAGACCGGCCGAAGAUGGAGCGCCUGGACUGACUGGAAAGGACGGAGGAUACUGCCCCUGUCCUCGCAGGGCCAGUGGAUUCGGCUCGGUUCAUCCGGAUUCGGCCCCAGGGACAUAUCGGAAACGGUUCUUCAAAUAG